UUUAGUUUAGUUUUGAAACUCAUACCGCAAAGAAGUAACUUCUGAUUCCUUUGGAAUAUAAAAAAAAAAUAUUUCAUCAGUGAAAAAUACAAAAAUUAAAAUAAAAAUUUAUCAAGCUUGAAACUAACAGGAAUAAAAUGAAGAUUUUUGGAAUCGAUGAUAAUUCGGAAGCUUUCUCAUUAUUAAUCACUGCAGUUAUUGGCAUAUUACUCUUCAUAUUCACUUAUAGGUUGCAUGAAAAUGUGAUGAGCAAAAAGACAUCAAAUAUUGGUAAGGAAAUGAACGGUAAACUACAUCACAAUGGAAUCACUAAAGAAACCGAAAAGGAUCUUACGAAAACGAAUUAAAUAAAGUUUUAAAAGAUUGCUACACGAGCAGCAGGAUUUGAAUUUCAAAUUAGUUAUGCAUAAAUUAGUUUUAUAUGAAUAUAUUUAAGUUCAGAUGAAAAUGUAUCAAUUCUGAAUGCAACGUGUUAUUGAAUGUUAUAUAGGAGUCAUUAACUUUUCCAUAACCUGUUAAUUAUACAUAAUUAUCGUUUUCUUUUACUGAAAUUUAUUUUAUCUGAUCAUUUAAGAAGUCAAAUACUAAAAUGUCAAUUUUUGUAAAUUUUAAAGCAUUUAUUUAUUUUUGUAAAUUUGAACAUUCAAUUCACCUAAUUAAAAUGAUUUAAUAGGAGUAAAAGUUACAACUGUAAUCAAUAAAGUUUUUGGUGAUCACCAAAUAUUAUUCAAAACAGGUUCAUAAAUCUUCUUUCGUAAGUUUGAAUUUAUGAACCACGAUGAAACCUGC
Messenger RNA from Clunio marinus, 789 nucleotides. The record is from the annotation of a GenBank genome assembly. NCBI's taxonomy places the organism in Eukaryota, Metazoa, Arthropoda, Insecta, Diptera, Chironomidae.